Gastrolobium bilobum is the source of this 2855-nucleotide messenger RNA. Its product is annotated as protein MICRORCHIDIA 7-like. The transcript is spliced from 20 exons. The coding region runs from base 101 to 2578 and encodes 825 amino acids. The record is from RefSeq and is a predicted model, not a curated record. Gene Ontology annotation, molecular function: ATP hydrolysis activity. Gene Ontology annotation, cellular component: nucleus. Lineage: Eukaryota; Viridiplantae; Streptophyta; Magnoliopsida; Fabales; Fabaceae.
UGUUCAUUCAUUCUUUUUGUUUAGCCUAAGGAACACUUUUUUGUUCAACCACCACGCUCUCAUUCGAUUUUGUUUUAACUUUCUAGUCUAAACUUGUAGCAUGGAUGCUUACGUUAAGGAAGAAGCGCUGGAGAUUCCGAAUGUUCCCGAUCGCAGGCAGAGAAAUGGCGCCGUUUCCCCGCUCCCUCCUGACUCGGUUAUUGAACUCAGUAGCGGUAGUAGCAGUAGCGAUUCCGAUUCCGACGUCGAUUUGGAUAGCGUAAUCGCCAGCGCGGCGCAAACCGGCGUUUCGGGAGAAAGCCCUAGGAAGAAACGGAAGAUGGACGACGUGGGAGUGGUUUUGCCCGUUGGAUUCCUCAGCCCUCUCCCUCCGGCGCCGUUCCCACCGCCGCAGCCUUUGCUGUCCUUGCCGGCGCCGGAGUGGGCUUCUGCUUCGGCGGCGAGUUCCAACAGGAGUGCGAGUUUGGUCCUGAAUAGCCCUAAGCAGUUUUGGAAGGCCGGAGAUUACGAUGGCGCUCCUGUCUGUGGCUUCGAUACUUCAACCGAAUCUGCAGUUGGUAUGGAUCACGUCAGAGUUCACCCUAAGUUUCUACAUUCUAAUGCUACAAGUCAUAAGUGGGCUCUUGGAGCUUUUGCUGAGCUUUUGGACAAUUCAUUGGAUGAGGUUUGUAAUGGGGCUACAUAUGUUAAUGUAGAUAUGCUUGUAAGUAAGAAAGAUGGCACCAGGAUGUUGCUGAUUGAAGAUAAUGGUGGUGGGAUGGAUCCUGAUAAAAUGCGUCAAUGCAUGUCGCUGGGGUAUUCCGAGAAAAGCAAAUUGGCAAAUACAAUUGGACAAUAUGGAAAUGGCUUUAAAACAAGUACCAUGAGGCUCGGGGCUGAUGUAAUUGUAUUCUCCCGUUGUCAUGGGAAAGAUGGGAAGAGCUCUACACAAAGCAUAGGCUUGCUGUCUUACACAUUUUUGAGGAGUACAGGGAAGGAAGACAUUGUAGUACCCAUGCUGGACUAUGAAAGAGGUGGACAGGAAUGGAAUAGGAUGAUACGAACUUCUCUGAAAGAUUGGAAUAAAAAUGUUGAAACAAUAGUUCAAUGGUCGCCAGUUUCCAAUGAGGCUGAUCUAAUUCGUCAGUUCAACCUGAUGAAAGAUCAUGGUACUCGAAUAAUCAUAUACAAUCUUUGGGAGGAUGAUCAAGGUCAGCUAGAACUUGAUUUUGAUGCAGACGCACAUGAUAUUCAAAUAAGAGGUGUAAAUCGGGAUGAGAAAAAAAUACAAAUGGCUAAAGAGUUCCCCAACUCUAGACACUUCCUAACUUACCGACAUUCACUAAGGAGUUAUGCCUCAAUUUUAUACCUGAGAUUUCCACCGGGCUUCCGAAUUAUUCUUAGAGGGAAAGAUGUUUUGCAUCACAAUAUAGUGAAUGAUAUGAUGAUGUCUCAGGAGGUGACAUACAAGCCACAAUCGGGGGCUGAUGGGAUUCCAAAGGAUUCAAAUAUGGUUGCUGUUGUUACUAUUGGAUUUGUCAAGGAUGCAGUUCAUCAUGUUGAUGUUUCAGGGUUUAAUGUUUAUCACAAGAAUCGACUUAUUAAGCCAUUCUGGAGGAUCUGGAAUCCAGCAGGAAGUGGUGGGCGUGGGGUCAUAGGUGUGUUGGAAGCCAACUUUGUUGAACCUGCUCAUGAUAAGCAAGGCUUUGAGCGUACUUUAGUUUUAUCAAGACUGGAGUCACGACUGAUACAAAUGCAGAAGAAUUAUUGGAGCUCUAACUGCCAUAAAAUUGGUUAUGCUUCCAAUCGAAGUAAGAAACAAAUCAGCGGCUCUGCCGGUAAAGAGACACCUACCGGUUGUGUUCCAGAAUCAUCUCAAUCAAAAAGGAACUAUUCUGCCACAAAUGGCAAGGGAACAGCAUUGACAUCAGACAAACUGUGUUAUAAUUCGAAUCAGAAACGGAUACGAAAGGAACCAGAAAGAUAUAGUGCAUACAUAAAUAGUCGUUUGUCAGCCUCUCCUAAAAGUAGGAUACAAAGUUCAUCUGAACAAUCCUCAUCUUGUGAUGAUAUCAGUGAUCAAAUUAAGAAACAAGCAAAAGGUGGUAAUCAAAAGACAUCUAAUGCUAAAAAGUCAUUUGAAAAUGAUAAUGAAUGUUUACAAGAGACUACAUCAAGUGGAAAAGCCUUGCAGUCCACGCGAGAUUCUAAGCUGAAGGGACAAGAUGUUAGUGAUGGUGAGCGACCACUAUCUGACGCUGAUUUACAAACUCUGGAGCAGUUGAAAAAGGAGAAUCGUGAGCUGAAGGAAAGAUUAGAGCGGAAGGAGGAAGAAAUUUUGGGGGAAGUAUUGCAGUAUGAGAAAGACCGGUGUAAAUCUCUUGAAACUCAGCUCCAUGCCGCAGAAAAAAAGAUUGAAGAUUUGAACAAGGAACAAGAAACUCUAAUUGAUGUUUUCGCUGAAGAGAGGGAUAGACGUAAUGCUGAAGAGAAAAGUUUGAGAAAGAAGCUUCAGGAGGCGUCAAAUACCAUUGAAGAGUUGCGUGACAAGGUACGGCUGCUGGAAAGGAAGUCUUCUAGUGGCAGACUAGAACGAUGAAAGCCCUGUUACAGCAUUUUCUGUGGGCAUAGGGAGUUUAUGUUUGCCUUAUAUGGUUAUGAAGUUCCAAACUUGAGAUUUAGGAUGUCAGACUGUUUAUUCAUUGUAUGUAAUUUUCUAGCUUGCUACUUUAUGAUGCAGUAUAGAAGAAUGACUUGUUGACUGAUUGUACAGUAGAGAUGUAGGAUGAGGUGCCUAGGUCUCCAAAACGCACGAGAUAUUGUAAAAUUGAGGGCACCUGAAAUUCAUUUGCCAAACUGGAGAGGAAGUUUUGCUA